Closterium sp. NIES-65 is the source of this 1242-nucleotide messenger RNA. The record is from the annotation of a GenBank genome assembly. NCBI's taxonomy places the organism in Eukaryota, Viridiplantae, Streptophyta, Zygnematophyceae, Desmidiales, Closteriaceae.
AUGAAUCUACCCUACAAAUGGCCCAUAGGCCAGAAAGGGACCCACCGGUCCUCCCCCCUGGGAAGCUCGCUGGCCAGCACCGCACAGGACCCACCGGUCCUCCUCCCCCCAUGGGGAGCUCGCUGGCCAGCAUCGCAGAGGACCCACCGGUCCUCCUCCCCCCUGGGGAGCUCGCUGGCCAGCACCGCACAGGACCCACCGGUCCUCCUCCCCCCUGGGGAGCUCGCUGGCCAGCACCGCACAGGACCCACCGGUCCUCCUCCCCCCUGGGAAGCUCGCUGGCCAGCACCGCACAGGACCCACCGGUCCUCCUCCCCCCUGGGGUGCUCGCUGGCCAGCACCGUACAGGACCCACCGGUCCUCCUCCCCCCUGGGGAGCUCGCUGGCCAGCACCGCACAGGACCCACCGGUCCUCCUCCCCCCUGGGGAGCUCGCAGGCCAGCACCGCACAGGACCCACCGGUCCUCCUACUCCCUGGGGAGCUCGCAGGCCAGCACCGCACAGGACCCACCGGUCCUCCUCUCCCCUGGGGAGCUUGCUGGCCAGCACCGCACAGGACCCACCGGUCCUCCUCCCCCCUGGGGAGCUCGCAGGCCAGCACCGCACAGGACCCACCGGUCCUCCUCCCCCCUGGGAAGCUCGCUGGCCAGCACCGCACAGGACCCACCGGUCCUCCUACUCCCUGGGGAGCUCGUAGGCCAGCACCGCACAGGACCCACCGGUCCUCCUCCCCCCUGGGGAGCUCGCUGGCCAGCACUGCACAGGACCCACCGGUCGUCCUCCCCCCUGGGGAGCUCUCAGGCCAGCACCGCACAGGACCCACCGGUCCUCCUCCCCCCUGAAGAGCUCGCUGGCCAGCACCGCACAGGACCCACCGGUCCUCCUCCCCCCUGGGGAGCUCGCAGGCCAGCACCGCACAGGACCCACCGGUCCUCCUCCCCUCUGGGAAGCUCGCUGGCCAGCACCGCACAGGACCCACCGGUCCUCCUACUCCCUGGGGAGCUCGCAGGCCAGCACCGCACAGGACCCACCGGUCCUCCUCCCCCCUGGGGAGCUCGCUGGCCAGCACUGCACAGGACCCACCGGUCGUCCUCCCCCCUGGGGAGCUCGCUGGCCAGCACCGCACAGGACCCACCGGCCAGCACCGCACAGGACCCACCGGUCCUCCUCCCCCCUGGGGAGCUCGCUGGCCAGCACCGCACAGGACCCACCGGUCCUCCUCCCCCCUGGGGAGCUCGCUAA